Messenger RNA from Anguilla rostrata (American eel), 4150 nucleotides. Its product is annotated as leucine-rich repeat and immunoglobulin-like domain-containing nogo receptor-interacting protein 3. Gene Ontology annotation, molecular function: protein binding. Bases 1404 to 3239 code for a protein of 611 amino acids. The record is from RefSeq and is a predicted model, not a curated record. NCBI's taxonomy places the organism in Eukaryota, Metazoa, Chordata, Actinopteri, Anguilliformes, Anguillidae. The transcript is spliced from 3 exons. Gene Ontology annotation, cellular component: extracellular matrix.
GAUGGCACUUUUUUCUUUUUUUUUUAAGAAAAGAUUAUAAAUGCACCCACUCAGUUCUGCAUGUCCGUGAAUGCAAAUUUAAACUUUCACGCGGUCAAACAGAGACAGAAAGCUGCUGUGGCCAUUUUAUUUAUUUCAUUUAUUUUGUUGCUACAUUGAAGAAAAAAUGUCCACUGUGAAUGAAUGGCUGUGCGACAACCUGUUUGUAAACAACGCUGAAAAAAAAACAUCUAUUUUGGCUCCUCUGCUUCACUCCACAUUUAGUGGAAAUAAUCGAAGUGUUUCGACCCCUGUAGCUUCUGGCUUAGCUACUGAAGGGAGGUGGGGAGGUAUUGUGAAGAAAAAGAGGGAUCGGACUGUUUGGGGAAUUUUUACACUAUUUUUACAAAGUAAACGUACAUACAGAUGCAUACAGAUUGUCCUAUUGGACUGUUUUAAAAAGGCAGAGCCCCCCUCCACCCCACUACCUUGCCUGGGUCUAAGAAGGUCAUCCGUGCUGUCACUCACCAACAGCCCCCGCCUCCUUCCCCCGCCUUUACGCUUCUGCUCCCUUUGUGCACUUUUGGGACGGUCCCUAAGCCUUUUGCCUGUCAACAGAGCUAGUUGUAAGGUUGAGCAGUCAAAGCAGCAGUGUGUGUGUGUGAGAGAGAGAGAGAGAGAGAGGGAAAGGGAGAGGGAGAGGGAGAGGGAAAAAACGAGAGAGAGAGACACACACAGAGGGAGAGAGAGAGAGGGAGACACAGAGGGAGAGAGACAGUGAGAGAGGGAGAGAGAGAGAGAGAGAGGCUGUGGCGGUAACCGUGUGGAGCAGCUCCAGACGACGAAGCCGCGCGCUCGGAACACUCGCGCAGAAACGGAACACUCGCGCAGAAACGGAACACUCUCAUCCCGCCAAAUUACCUUCCCGCCACCAGGGCCUUCCGCCCAAGGCUCCACCCUGGCACAUCUCUAGUCUCAGCGUGGGGCAGGGGGGGUGGGACAAGAGGAGUGGGGUGCAUUCGGUCAAAAGGAAAAAAUAUAUUUUAAAAAGGGGGGGAGGGAGGGGGGGGGGGUCAUUUUGUGUUCAGACAGUGGAAGAGAAGAGGGAUAGAGAUAGAGAGAAAGAGACAGAGAGCGAGAGAGGAAAAGAGGGACUGAGAGAGAGAUCGUAGCCCGGCUCAGCAGCCGAUGAGAAGACCAGAGGACCGCGUGCCGGUCAGAGAAGAUUUCGGGUGUCCGACCCGCCCGGGGGACGGACGGACAGCAGGGGGACGGACGGACGGACGGCGAGGCGGGGGCGCGCGGACGCACGGGCCCAUGAGGAGGGACCCCCCCCCAAGCUCCAGUCCCGGGUGUCUGGUGCAGUGACCCCGCCCUACGGAGCAGGAGGAGGAGGAGGAGGAGGAGGGGGGUGUAGUUCGGCCAUGGCUCGCCCCCCGCCCCUCCGGCGGCUGGCCCUGUGGGGCCUGCUGUCCGUGCUGGUGGCCUGGUGCCCGCCGCGGCCCUGCGGGGCCUGCCCGCCGCGGUGCGACUGCGUGGCGCAGCUGAGGGCCGUGUCCUGCCAGCGGCGCCGGCUGACCGCCGUGCCCGAGGGCAUCCCCACGGAGACGCGGGUGCUGGACCUGAGCCGGAACCGGCUGCGCUGGGUGGAGCAGGGCGACCUGGCGCCCUACCCGCGCCUGGAGGAGGUGGACCUGAGCGAGAACGUCAUCAGCGCCCUGGAGCCCAACGCCUUCGCCGCGCUGCCGGGGCUGCGCGUCCUGCGCCUGCGCGCCAACCAGCUGAAGCUGGUGCCCGCCGGCGCCUUCGCCCGCCUGGGCAACCUGACCACGCUGGACCUGAGCGAGAACCGCAUCGUCAUACUUCUGGACUUCACCUUCCAGGACCUGCGCAGCCUGCGGCACCUGCACGUGGGCGACAACGACCUGGUGUACAUCUCGCACAAGGCCUUCAGCGGCCUGCUGGGCCUGGAGGAGCUCACCAUCGAGCGCUGCAACCUCACCGCCAUCUCGGGCCAGUCGCUGUCCUACCUGCGCAACCUGGUCACGCUGCGGCUGCGGCAGCUGGGCGUGACCGCGCUGGAGGACCAGAACUUCCGCAAGCUGGCCAGCCUGCGGGGGCUGGAGAUCGACGGCUGGCCCGACCUGGAGCACAUCUCCCCGCUCAGCUUCCAGGGCCUCAACCUGUCCUGGCUGUCCAUCACCAACACCAACAUCAGCGCGGUGCCGUCCGCGGCCUUCCGCGACCUGGCCCACCUGACCUCGCUCAACCUGUCGCACAACCCCAUCGCCGCGCUGGAGGCCUGGGCGUUCCGCGACCUGGUGCGUCUGCGCGAGCUGCGGCUGGUGGGCACGGGGCUGGCGCGGGUGGCGCCGCGGGCGCUGGGCGGCCUGCGGCAGAUCCGCGCGCUGGACGUGUCGGGCAACGCGCUGGCCACCCUGGAGGAGGGGGCCUUCCAGUCGGUGAACAGCCUGGAGACGCUGCGGCUGGACGGGAACCCGCUGGCCUGCGACUGCCGGCUGCUGUGGGUGCUCCUGCGCAGGCGCACACUCGAUUUCGGCGGCCGGACGCCCAUCUGCGCAGGCCCCGCCCAGCUGCGCGGCCACGCCCUCACCGCCUUCUCCGACGCGGCGCUCUUCGACCACUUCACCUGCCAGAAGCCCAAGAUACGCAACCGCAAACUGCAGCAGGUGACGGCGCGGGAGGGGCAGCCGGUGUCGUUCGCCUGCCGCGCGGAGGGCGACCCCACGCCCGCCAUCGUGUGGAUCUCGCCGCAGCGGCGGCGCAUCGCGGCGCGGGCCGGCGGCCGGGUGGCGGUCCUGCCCGGCGGCACGCUGGAGAUCCGCUACGCCCAGGUGACGGACAGCGGCACCUACAUCUGCAUCGCCAGCAACGCCGGCGGCAACGACACCUACUUCGCCACGCUGACGGUGCGCGGGGGCGCGCCCUCCGACGCCGCCCUGCUGGCCAACCGCUCGCUCUACGCCGCCGAGCUCAACGACACCGGCCUCAACGGCACCCGCGUCUUCCUCAAGUUCACCCUGGACCUCACCACCAUCCUGGUCUCCACGGCGAUGGGCUGCAUCACCUUCCUGGGCGUGGUGCUCUUCUGCUUCCUGCUGCUGUUCGUCUGGAGCCGGGGGCGGGGCCAGCGCAAGAACAACUUCACCGUGGAGUACUCCUUCCGCAAGACGGAGGGCCCGGCCGCGGCCAGCAGCGCCCCCGGCGGCACGCGCAAGUUCAACAUGAAGAUGAUAUGAAACCACGCAGCCAGGGGCUCCUCGGGGGUGGCAUGAGCACGACCCGACCGACCACAGCACGCAGCGGCCAAUCGCAAAGCAAACGCGGCGCGUAGACCUGCCCCGCCCCUCCCCCCUCAGCGCGGGAAGACAUAUAUACUAUUUAAAUAUAUGUAUAUAUGUAUAUUUGAUUUGCUUUGGGAGGGCGAAACACGAAAAAAAAACAAAACAAAUGUACCUUGAUCUCACUGACUUCCACUUCCAACGGUCAGCUUGUGGUAUAAAAAAAAAAAUUAACAAAACAAAAAGCUUAAAAUGAUUUAACGAAAAGCCUUCUGGGAUUAAUCAUGAUUAAGAUUAAACUGAAAAAAAAAAAAAAAUCCCAUUUAUAACGGUCGACACCGUGCUCUUCAGUUAUAGGUUGACCGACUGCCUGGUUGACGGCUGAUUGGUCGGCGGUCGGUUGGCAGGGUAACGAGAGCGCAGACCCGUCCUUGAGGGCGGAGUCAUGCCCUUCAGUCACAGUCAGGCGUCUCGUUUCUCCACCUUGUCGUUCUCUAGGAAUUUUUUACAAGAAAUACAGAACACAAGAGACUGGAGUGACACACGCUUAAUAAUUAAUAAUCGAAUUGUCCUAUAAAAGUCAAGCCAGUCUUCUAUGUUGAUUAACAGUGUGUGUAAUGCACACUGGAAUCUGUGAGGAGAAAAAAGCUGAACUAAUUCAGUCUGACGCCACAGCUGAAGUGGGCGCUGAAGUUUCUGAGACAAGGACUCUGUUAAAAAAAGAAUAAAAUUUAAAAUAAAAGAGAAUUUGGGCGAAAGAAUCUGCGAGAAAUAUCAGACCAGGAAACCAGCUGCUUUGGGCCAGAAGCGAAGCAUCGGCCGGGAGUGUGUGUGUGUGUGUGUGUGUGUGUGUGUGUGGUGUGUGUGUG